Schistosoma guineensis is the source of this 1684-nucleotide messenger RNA. The record is from the annotation of a GenBank genome assembly. NCBI's taxonomy places the organism in Eukaryota, Metazoa, Platyhelminthes, Trematoda, Strigeidida, Schistosomatidae.
CGUUACAGUAGCCAGCACGUCAAGGUAGUUGUGAGGAUGCACAGUGUUAACCCAGUGUUAUUUCAGGAAUCAGUAUGUAAUAAACGAUAGAUCGGAGAUACAUAAUAUGAAAAUCGGUUAUUUACGAAGUCUGAUUAUAGUGAAGCGUUUUAGUUCCUUAAUCAUAUACCUUAAUAUGGUACCCUAUUGAGCUACCAAAAACAACCAAUAAAAUAGGAAUAAAGGUGAACAAAAGGGUAGUAGAGGGGAAACGACAGUGGAACGCGCCAAAAUGUCCGCUUUUUCGCCUUUCCGGAGGGAUGCUAUGCGGAUUUUGCCCUUUGUAUCGCUCUGUGUUUCAAAUGUCGCCGAAUUGUCUGCUCUUCGCAUAUAUACACGUCAAUUUAUCUGAUUUUUCUUCCACUUUCAGCACUUUGGCAUAAUCCAAAACGUCUCAUGUGUUCUCCUUUAUUCCCAGAUCACACUAGACGAAAACUGAAAUCCUUGCAAAAAUGGUACAUGUUUAAAUAAAUUUAUUGAAAAGAAAAGGCGUAACAUUUUACAACAUUAUGAGUAGCUGGUAGAUGCUAGAGCAUAGGCAAUGAUGGAUAUAUUUAUGUGAUUGUGUAUUGGUGGUUUCUGUUAUCUAAAUUUUGAUAAAUUUUUCCUUCAGUCGGGUUCUAAAUUCAUUCUCAUUAGUGAGGAAUAUGUUGGAUCCAAACGAAGAUACUGAAUGGAACGAUAUUUUACGUCAGAAAGGGAUUUUACCACCGAAAAAGAUUGAACCUGAAGAAGAAAUUCCUCUACCUCCAGAUCCAAAAUCUAUUUUAGAUAAAUUGACAUCGGAUGAGUUAGAUGAGAAACUUGAUUUAUUGGAAGAUGGAGAGAUUGAUGAUGAAGAGGCUCGUUUUCUUGAAGAAUAUCGACGUAAACGCAUUGCGAUGAUGCAGGAGGUGGCAUCAAAAUCUCGUUUUGGUAAUGUACGGGAAGUCACCAAAGCUGACUGGACAACCGAAGUGACAAAUGCUGGUGAUACAUUUGUUGUAAUCCAUGUUGGGGAAAAAGGGCAUGGAUUAUGCAGUUUAAUUGACCAACAUUUUCGUAAAUUAGCACAAAAAUUUCCCACAGUGAAAUUUCUUCGUGGUGAAGCUAGCUUAUGUAUUCCAAAUUAUCCAACAAGCAACUUACCAUCAAUUCUUAUCUAUAAAUCUGGUGAUUUGAAAGAACAGUUAAUUGGUCCUGAAGCUGUUGGUGGAAAUACGGUCACUGUGAAAGAAUUAGAAUGGCAUUUAGCCAAACUAGGCGUAUUAGAGUCGAAAUUAACUAAAGAUCCAUCGAAAAGAAUGAAUAUUAAACUGGCUCAUAGUAAUCGUAUCAAACAUAUAGGUGGUGAAUUGUCUGAUGACGAUGAGGAGGAUCAUGAGACUGACGAUGAUGAUAAUUAAAGAUAAUUUCUAAUAGAGCAAUUGAUAUGAUUUUCUUGGCUCAUGCUCAAAAUCUUGCAGUCUUCUUUCCUUUUCGCGCCAAAAUACUAUUUGUAUGUGUAUACUAAGUUAUUGUUUUUCAAUUAUUCUUUCUAUGUUUCCUACAUAUAUUGGGGUUUUCAAUUUUAACAAAUUAUGGAUUAAAUUCAUUCUGCCUUUAAAUUAGUUUGCUUAUAUUGAAUUGAAGUGCUUCGAAUAAUUAUAAUAGGAUUCUAAUCUCU